Bombina bombina (fire-bellied toad) is the source of this 2458-nucleotide messenger RNA. RefSeq names its product integrator complex subunit 14 (gene INTS14). Lineage: Eukaryota; Metazoa; Chordata; Amphibia; Anura; Bombinatoridae. Bases 101 to 1657 code for a protein of 518 amino acids. The record is from RefSeq and is a predicted model, not a curated record. Gene Ontology annotation, cellular component: integrator complex. The transcript has 12 exons. Gene Ontology annotation, biological process: snRNA 3'-end processing.
CGUUGCUUGAAAGUGUCCGGGUUUCACUUAUUCGUGUUCUGAAAGGGAAUUGUGGUAUCCUCAUUCCUUCCUUUAGUAUUCCACUGGCCACUACGUAACCAUGCCUACGAUAGUAGUGAUGGAUGUUUCACUUUCCAUGACAAGACCUGUCCCAGUUGAAGGGUCAGAAGAAUUCCAGCGGAAACACCUGGCAUCUCAUGGCCUCACAAUGCUGUUUGAACAUAUGGCCACUAACUAUAAACUAGAGUUCACUGCUCUGGUUGCAUUCUCCUCUCUUUGGGAAUUAAUGGUCCCUUUCACAAGAGAUUACAAUACACUACAGGAAGCAUUAAGCAAUAUGGAUGACUAUGACAAGACUUGCCUGGAAGCAGCUCUUCAAGGAGUUUCUAGUGUGGUGCAACAGGAGUGGGGGGCAUCUAUUCCAUGUCAGGUUGUACUGGUUACAGAUGGUUGCCUUGGUAUUGGAAAAGGGUCUUUACACCACUCACUAGCAACUUUGAAUCAGCGAAGUGAAAAUAAUCGCUUUCCUCUGCCCUUUCCUUUUCCCUCCAAGUUGUACAUAAUGUGCAUGGCAAAUCUGGAAGAGCUGCAGAGUUCAGAUUCAUUGGACUGUCUUGAACGGUUAAUUGACUUGAACAAUGGAGAGGGCCAGAUCUUUACUAUUGAUGGGCCUUUGUGUCUGAAGAAUGUUCAGUCUAUGUUCGGAAAGCUGAUCGAUGUUGGAUACACUCCGUUUCAUGCAAUUCUUAAGUGUGGGAACCUUUCAUCAGAUGUCCAGGUUUUUCCAAGGCCAGAAUCUUUUAUUAUAGAUGAGGAGAUAGAUCCUAUCCCCAAAAAUAUUAACACAGACCUGGAAGUUGUGGGAUUUAUUGAUAUUGCAGAUAUUUCUAGCCCCCCUGUUUUAUCACGUCACUUGGUCUUGCCCAUUGCUCUAAACAAAGAGGGGGAUGAUAUUGGAACUGGUCUCACAGAUGACAUUGAGGAUGAAAAUUCAGCAAAUCAGAUUGCAGGAAAAAUUCCAAACUUCUGCGUUCUUCUCCAUGGCAGCCUGAAGGUGGAGGGAAUGAUUGCGUUAGUCCAGUUGGGCUCAGACUGGCAUGGUAUGCUCUACUCUCAAGCAGAUAGCAAGAAGAAGUCCAACUUGAUGAUGUCUCUGUUUGAACCUGGGCCUGAGCCCUUACCCUGGUUGGGAAAGACAUUGCAGUUGGGGCCAAUAUCAGAUGCCAAGGAGAAUCCAUAUGGGGAAGAAGAUAACAAAAGUCCAUUUCCCCUACAACCUAAAGCAAAAAGAAGCUAUGCUCAGAAUGUGACCGUGUGGAUCAAACCCAGCGGACUACAGACGGAUGUGCAGAAGAUUUUGAGGAAUGCAAGGAAACUCCCAGAAAAAACUCAGACCUUCUACAAGGAACUGAAUCGAUUGCGAAAAGCAGCUUUAGCCUUUGGUUUCCUGGACUUAUUAAAAGGCGUGUCUGAUAUGCUGGAGAGAGAGUGCACUCUCUUACCGGACACCGCACAUCCUGAUGCUGCCUUCCAGUUGUCACAUGCUGCAGCGCAACUCAAGCUCGCAAGCACAGGAAACUCCGACCAUUCUGCUUAUGAUCAUAACAUUGUCCCAUUGCAGACGGAUUUCUCUGGUCGAGGUUCAGACAGAAUGUGAAAUUGCUUUGAGUUCUUAUUAAGAGUUUGGUACCAUAUAACAACUACUUUUGAAUGGGAUGUAGGGCUCUUGGACAAAGAACAUCUCACACGUCUCCUUAGUCUUAUUGCUUGUCAAGCUAAAAGCACAGAAUACAAUAUCAAACAUGACAUUGCUACAGGCUGGAUCACGUCUCCUGCAGAAGAUAUUGCAGUUCAAAUACAAACAUUGAAUGCUGACCUUGGAACUGUAAAUAUUUGUUGGUGCCGGUCAAGAAUCUUGGUACAAGGUGUAAUAAGACUGGGACAGUGCAUGGAAACACGAUGACAUGAAAACUGUUUGACAUAUGGUGGCUUCACUGUGUCACUUCUGUAUUGAAGAGGGACUGACUCAAGUUACAAAUGAGUUAUUAAUGUAUGAUUCUUAUAUACUUGCUCUUGUUUCUUCUUUUUCCACGCAAGUAUUGCACCUAUGUGGUUUAUAUACAGUACUAAGGUGAAGACGACAUGUUUUCACAAAUGAAAAGGGAUAUUAAAGGGACAGUAAAGUCAAAAUUAAACAUUCAUAAUUCUGAUAGAGCAUGCAGUUUUAAACAACUUUCCAUUUUACUUCUAUUAUAAAAUUUUCUUUGUUCUCUUGGUAUCUUUCAUUUCAGAGUGUGCUUGUGUCUUUAGUACUCUAUGGCUGCAGUGUUUGCAACAUUGCAUAACACAGCUACCAAUAAUGUUGCAAACACUGCUGCCAGAGUACUAGAGACACUUGCACACUGCUGGGCCUACCUAUUGUUACUCUCAAUAAAAGAUACCAAGAGAACAAAGCAAA